AUGUCAGAUGCCUCCCCCUCCCACCGUCCCCCGGCCCACAUCCCCCCCAUCUACUCCCCCGCCCCCUACCCCCAGCCCGCCCCCGUCACAGCCGCCCAGGGCCCCCCACGGCUGCCCACUCUCACCCCCAUGCCAGACUCGGCUAGCACAACCCACUCCUUUGCUGCAGACCUCUCCAUGGGCAGCGUCAAGACCGAGGACUCGGCAUCCGUGGGCGAGCCGAACGGCCAGACAGUCCAGAUGCAGGCCCUCCAGCAACAGCAAUCUAUGCAGCAGCCACAGCAAGGAGGACCGCAGGGGCUCAAAGGAAAGAAUGGCGCAACGGGGCCGGCGGAUAACAAACCCAAGCCACAUGUGUGCAACGUCUGUCAACGAGGGUUCACGACCGGUGGGCAUCUGCAAAGACACCAGCGGAUCCACACGGGGGUGAAGGCGUUCAAGUGCCCCUUCCCGGGGUGCGAGACGCGGACGAGUCGGCAAGACAACUUGCAGCAGCACUACCGAACGCACUUGUCGCCUACACUAAGACGGGGUUCAGGUUCAGCAGCGAGGGCGGCAGUCAAUGCGGCGAUGGAAGCCGCCGGGUUAAAAUCAUCGACGGCUCGCCAACCACGCAAGUCCAAGAGCGCCACCGGCACCCCCACCUCGGCAUCCACCCCACACUUCCCCUCCCCCUACCCCCCUCAGGCCGGGCCAAACCCGUACGCACCCUACAUGUACGACCAAGCCCACUACCCGCCUCCCUACCCCAUUCCGCCAAGCAUGUCCAUGGCCCAACCUCCGUCGGCCUCUUCCUCCCGCGUGCCGUCACCCACCAACCCGAACGGUCACCCGCAGCACGCCCACGCUCAAUUGCCCCCGGCACACCAACCGUCCUUCUUUGCGCAACCGCACUAUACCCAGCAGUACCCGUCGUAUGCCGUGCCACCGCAGCAUCAGCAAACGUACAGAUACCCAGCGGGUACGAUGGGCUAUGCGCCCGCGCCGGGCGGGUAUGCGCACCAUGGUCUGUAUGGUACGGGCAUGCCAGAGCAGGGACACAUGUACAACCCGAUGCAGUUUCAGCAUAGGGAAGGGUCUUAUGGGCUACCUGCUGCUGCCUAUGGCGGCGGUGGUGGUGGUGGUGGUGGUGGUGGUAGUGGAGGAGGUGGAGGGCAAGCGCAGAGAAGUCCUACGGCGAAUGGGUAUGGCCAUCCCCGUAGAUGA
Messenger RNA from Cryptococcus wingfieldii CBS 7118, 1206 nucleotides. Its product is annotated as transcriptional regulator Nrg1. The coding region runs from base 1 to 1206 and encodes 401 amino acids. The transcript is spliced from 2 exons. Lineage: Eukaryota; Fungi; Basidiomycota; Tremellomycetes; Tremellales; Cryptococcaceae. The record is from RefSeq and is a predicted model, not a curated record.